GUCGGGAAAUAGCCGCCCGUGUAUUUCACCCUAUCCUAACCACGUGAAAUGAAGAUUGAAAGUCUUUUUUAUUAUAAUUCAUAAUUAUUUAUAAAGAGAAUGGGUAAAAGUAUAACAAAAAAUGCUUCUAAUACGAAAAAUAGUGGUAGUAACGUUCUCAAGAGAAAAAAACAAGGAGGGGUUAAAAAACACAAAUAUAAAUCUACUAUCGGUGAAAGUAAAAGUUUAAUUUCCAAUGACAAAUUCAAGAAAAAUACACAAAAGCUUCAAAAUAAAUUUAAACAAGUACAUAAGAAUGGAAAAAAUCAUACAUCUAGCGGUUUAGUUGAUUCUGAUAUUAUAAAUGUUGUAAAAUUAGAAAAUAGGACUCAGAUUAAAAAACCAAAGUUUCAUAAUAAAAGUAAGACUAUACAACAAUCUAAUCAAACUAAAAAAUAUAAACCAAAGAAACAUGUUGAUCAAAUUCUUGAUCAGUCUAACAGAAAGGAUGACAAUAAUAGGCAAUCCAAUAAAAAGAGAACCAAACAACAAACGUUUAAUGUUAACAAAGAUCAAAAUUUUAAACGUACAAAAUAUAAAAAGAAAAAGCAGUUGAAAGCAGAAUGUGGAACAGUAAAAGUGAAUAGAGUCUUACAGAAAAAAGUAAAACACAAGGAACAGGAGCAACCCCAUGACAUUCCUCAAGAAAAGAGCACUAAUGCUAGAAUGGUUAAAAACCAUAAUAAUUUAAAUAUAAAACGGUUAGAAGAAAUGCUUGCUGUAAAACAGAGAGAAGUAAAAAUAGAAAAAAAAAAUGAAAAACCAUUAUCAUUAAGAGAAAGAAUGAUGACUAAAUUAAAGGCAUCUAGAUUUAGGUAUUUAAAUGAAACCCUUUACAAUGGUGAAAGUUCUGAAUCUAAAAAAUACUUUAAAGAUGAUCCAGAUGCAUUUAGGGCAUAUCAUGAAGGUUACAAACAACAAGUUGAACAAUGGCCCUUGAAUCCUCUUGACAUUAUAAUAUCAUCCAUUAAAAAAAUGCCAAAAGAAUAUGUUAUUGCUGACUUUGGAUGUGGAGAAGCCACACUUGCUGCUUCUAUUCCACAUAAAGUGCACUCCUUUGACUUUGUUUCUUUGAAUGAAAAUGUAACUGCUUGCGAUGUUGCACAUACUCCUUUAUUAACAAGUGGAGUACAUGUUGUUGUGUUUUGUUUAUCUCUUAUGGGAACUAAUCUUAAAGAUUACAUUGUAGAAGCAAAUAGGGUUCUUAAGAAAGAUGGUAUUUUAAAAAUAGCUGAAGUUGAAAGUCGAUUUGAACAUGUAGAAGACUUUAUAAAAGUAUUAAGUAAUUAUGGUUUCAAAAAUACCUGGAAAGAUUUGUCCCAUAAUCUAUUCUACUUUUUAGAUUUCAAAAAGGAGAAAGAUAUAGGUGGCAAAAAAAGUAAGUUUCCUCCUCUUACCUUAAAACCAUGUCUAUAUAAAAAAAGAUAAAAAUGUAUUUAAGUAUUAUUUUAUUAAAAUUAUUAUUUUGUUAUCUACAUUUUAUUUAAAGAAAUAACUAUAUUCAUAAAUGAAUAUAAAAUACUGUUCCAUAAUGUUUUGAUAUUCACAUUUUCUUAAAAUGACAUCAAAUACAAUUUGGAUGGUUAAUGUAUGUGCCUGCUUAAACAAUGUGCUAUUCUUGAAACACAUUGGUCUGUUUGGCACAAGUUACAAUAAAUACAUAAUGAUAGAAAAUAAA
Molecule: messenger RNA, 1717 nt
Organism: Hylaeus anthracinus
Lineage: Eukaryota; Metazoa; Arthropoda; Insecta; Hymenoptera; Colletidae
Product: ribosomal RNA-processing protein 8
Exons: 4
Coding region: 100-1467 (455 amino acids)
Biological process (GO): regulation of transcription by glucose; cellular response to glucose starvation; rDNA heterochromatin formation
Cellular component (GO): nucleolus; chromatin silencing complex; rDNA heterochromatin
Molecular function (GO): methyltransferase activity
Source: RefSeq, a predicted model, not a curated record